UCUGACCCUCCGCACUCCAGUUCCAGAUAAGCGAAUACUCACCACCGAACAUGGUAGGAGCGGAGCAGCCCCCAAGCCCCGAGCUGCGGCGGGAAGGCGUGGCCGAGUACGAAGAUGGCGAGGCCCUGGCGGGAGGUGGCGAUGCGGGCCCCCAACAGCCGGAAGACCUCCCCCAGGACCCUCCAGAAGAUAACCCUCAGGACCCGCCAGAGGAUGAUGGCACCUGCCAAUGCCAGGCGUGUGGGCCUCAGCAAGUCGCUGGUCCAGAUCCUGGUGCCUCCAACGAUGGCUGCCCCCAGCUGUUCCAGGAGCGGUCAGUCAUAGUGGAGAACUCUUCAGGCCAGAACAACUCCUGCACCAGCGCUUCUGAGCUCCUCAAACCCAUGAAGAAAAGGAAGCACAGGGAAUAUCAGAGCCUAUCUGAGGAGGAGUCGGAGCCGGAGGCCAUGGAGAAGCAAGAAGAAGGAAAGGAUCCAGAGGGACAACCCACCACUAGCACCCCAGAAAGUGAAGAGUGGAACAGCAGCCAGCCUGCCUCAGGGGAGAAGAAGGAAGGCUGGUCUUGGGAAUCCUACCUUGAGGAACAGAAGGCCAUCACUGCCCCCAUCAGCCUCUUCCAGGACUACCAGGCGGUCGCUCAUAACAAGAAUGGCUUCAAACCAGGCAUGAAGUUGGAAGGCAUUGACCCUCAGCACCCAAGCAUGUACUUCAUCCUCACCGUGGCUGAGGUAUGUGGCUAUCGCCUACGUCUGCACUUCGAUGGGUAUUCCGAGUGCCACGACUUCUGGAUCAAUGCCAGUUCCCCUGACAUUCAUCCCGCUGGCUGGUUCGAGAAGACGGGGCACAAGCUGCAGCCCCCCAAAGGUUACAAGGAGGAGGAGUUCAGCUGGAGCCAUUACCUGCGCAGCACAAGAACCCAGGCUGCCCCCAAGCACCUGUUUGUGAGCCAGAGCCACAGUCCCCCACCCCUGGGCUUCCAGGUGGGCAUGAAGCUGGAGGCCGUGGACCGCAUGAACCCAUCCCUCAUCUGUGUGGCCAGUGUGACCGACGUGGUGGACAGCCGCUUCCUGGUGCACUUUGACAACUGGGAUGACACUUAUGACUACUGGUGUGAUCCCAGCAGCCCCUACAUCCAUCCAGUGGGCUGGUGCCAGAAGCAAGGAAAGCCCCUCACCCCUCCACAAGACUACCCAGACCCUGACAGCUUCUGUUGGGAGAAAUAUCUGGAAGAAACUGGGGCCUCUGCUGUGCCCGCCUGGGCCUUCAAGGUGCGUCCCCCGCACAGCUUCCUGGUCAACAUGAAACUGGAGGCCGUGGACCGCAGGAACCCAGCCCUAAUUCGUGUGGCCAGCGUGGAGGAUGUGGAGGACCAUCGGAUAAAGCUCCACUUUGAUGGCUGGAGUCACGCCUAUGACUUCUGGAUCGAUGCCGAUCACCCUGACGUCCACCCAGCGGGCUGGUGCUCCAAGACAGGGCAUCCCCUGCAGCCUCCUCUCCGACCCAGAGAGCCCAGCUCUGCCUCCCCUGGGGGCUGUCCCCCUCUCAGCUGUCGAAGCCUGCCACAGACCAGGACCUCCAAGUACAGCUUUCACCACCGAAAGUGCCCCACUCCUGGUUGUGAUGGCUCUGGCCACGUCACAGGCAAGUUCACAGCCCACCACUGCCUCUCGGGCUGCCCACUGGCCGAGAGGAACCAGAGCCGGCUGAAGGCAGAGCUGUCCGACACGGAGGCCUUGGCCCGUAAGAGGAACCUCUCGGGCUUCUCCCUAAGGAAGAAGCCUCGCCAUCACAGCCGGAUCGGACGCCCUCCAAAGUAUCAGAAGAUACCACAGGAAGAUUUCCCGACACUGACCACUGACGUCAUGCACCAGUCCCUGUUCAUGUCGGCCCUGUCGGCCCACCCCGACCGGUCUCUGUCAGCGUGCUGGGAGCAACACUGCAAGCUCCUGCCAGGUGUGGCGGGCAUCUCAGCCUCGACAGUCGCCAAGUGGACCAUCAAUGAGGUCUUCGGCUUUGUUCAGACCCUGACAGGUUGUGAGGACCAAGCACGGCUCUUCAAAGAUGAGAUGAUUGACGGCGAGGCCUUCCUUUUGCUGACACAGGCGGACAUUGUGAAGAUCAUGAGUGUCAAGCUGGGCCCAGCCUUGAAGAUCUAUAACGCCAUUCUCAUGUUCAAAAACGCCGACGACACCUUAAAGUGACUGGCUUAGGGCUGGUCUCUUAAAUAUCUCCCUCUGCAGCUGCUGCUUCCUUCCCGGCUUGAGUUCCUCACAUCCCAUCCGUGCCCCUGCCACCCUCUGUCCCUUAUCAGGGGUGGUCCUUCUCGCUGGGGCUGCAUUGUACAAGGUCCAGGGAAGCAGAGGAGCCCUGGGGAGGAUGGAGUCCUAGCCCCCGAGUCCUAGAGCUCAUCUGCCACCGGGCACACCGGUGAGGGUGAGACUGGGCGGGGCGAGCGCCACUGAUGGAGAAGUUUGAAGGUGCCCCACCCAUGGCGGCCCCACAUCUCCAGCGACUUGUUUCAUCACCAAAGGGUCUUUCUCUCAGCCGUUAAGAACAGUCUGGUAGAACAGGAGUCCUCCAAUCUGAGGCCCUUUUCUCUUUGGCAUCUCUCUGUGCUGUUGCUUCCUUGUUUCCUUUCCUCCUAUCAGGAAGCGACCCUGCCGAAAAUGUAUUUAUUCAAAAAGACACCUCCCCUCUUUCUGUCUGCUGGUUUUGCUGCCCACAUUCUGCUGCCUGGUUUCCUGGGCACGGCCCAGCCAGACCCCGCCGGCUCUUCCCUCUUAGAUGGGUGAGCCCCAGAGAUAUGUCUUCAUAGGAUCCAUUGGGAGGCUUUGGCUGCCUUUCCGUUUUUUGCCUGGAAGUGAGGGAUACUGAGCCAGGAUGCCUUCUUCAACACGCCCAGUUCUGGACCACAUGGUAUUUUAGUGUCCCAUGCCCCAUCCUGUUUCCAGUAGAGUGGGUGGUUAGAAACUGUUUAACUUCUGUAGCAGAGGUUAAGGUUCCACGAUGUCCCCCCUACACCCCUUCUGUGUCAAGUGUGGAGAGGAGGCACCCUGGCUGACUAG
This is a messenger RNA of Physeter macrocephalus (sperm whale), 3065 nucleotides long. It is a transcript of the gene L3MBTL1, whose product is annotated as L3MBTL histone methyl-lysine binding protein 1. Gene Ontology annotation, molecular function: chromatin binding; histone binding; zinc ion binding. Gene Ontology annotation, biological process: negative regulation of DNA-templated transcription. The record is from RefSeq and is a predicted model, not a curated record. Lineage: Eukaryota; Metazoa; Chordata; Mammalia; Artiodactyla; Physeteridae. Gene Ontology annotation, cellular component: nucleus. The transcript is spliced from 19 exons. The coding region runs from base 51 to 2201 and encodes 716 amino acids.